Messenger RNA from Pleurotus ostreatus (oyster mushroom), 1785 nucleotides. RefSeq lists its product as uncharacterized. Gene Ontology annotation, biological process: mitochondrial translation; arginyl-tRNA aminoacylation. The transcript is spliced from 4 exons. Lineage: Eukaryota; Fungi; Basidiomycota; Agaricomycetes; Agaricales; Pleurotaceae. The coding region runs from base 1 to 1785 and encodes 594 amino acids. The record is from RefSeq and is a predicted model, not a curated record. Gene Ontology annotation, molecular function: arginine-tRNA ligase activity; ATP binding. Gene Ontology annotation, cellular component: cytoplasm; mitochondrion.
AUGAGCUCGAUGCCACAAUUACCUCACAUCCCUGGCACGGACCCGUCAAGUUGCGUAUUUGACGCAUUCCGAACGGCCAUCGCUAAGAGGGUCUCCGACGCGCUCCCUCCGCUCACGGUCGAGCAAGUAUACAACGGGGUGGACUAUGGAAAGAAGGGAGUGGACUUCACAGUGGCCCUACCGCGAUUCCGGCUCCCGGGGAAGGUAGACGAGCUCGCGGGGAAGGUAUUGAGUAAAUUCGAAAAAGACGAAUGGGUGGAAUCAGUGAUACACGAUAAAGCAUUCCUACACUUCCAACUCAACACGUCCAAUGUCAUCCGCGAAAUCUUGAACCAAGUCCACCAACUAACCCAUGCGACGGAAUCAGGAAAGCCGGAGUACGGGACCAACACGUCAGGAAAGGGCAAGAAAGUUAUUAUCGAAUACUCCUCGCCGAAUAUUGCGAAAUCAUUCCACGUUGGCCACCUUCGAAGUACAAUCAUCGGAGCAUUCCUCGCAAACCUGUACAAGAGUUGCGGAUGGGACGUGGUAUCGCUCAAUUAUCUAGGCGACUGGGGGACUCAAUUCGGAAUGAUUGCCGUUGGAUUCGAAAAAUACGGUUCUCAAGAGGAGCUGGAAAAGGACGCAAUCAAGCAUCUAUUCGAUGUCUAUGUUCAGGUCAACAAGGACGCGAACGAAGACCCCAACGUAAAAGUCGAAGCCGCCAAAUGGUUCAAGCGUAUGGAGGACGGCGAUGAGUCUGCGUUGACCAAUUGGCGGGUAUGGCGGGAACUCAGCGUCAAGAAGUACGAGGGCGAGUACAAUCGGCUGAAUGUUCACUUUGAUGAGUAUACCGGCGAAAGCAAGGUUGGGAAGGAGUGGCAGGACAAGGCGCUGGAACGGCUGGAAGCGAUGGGCUUGAUCAGCGACGUCGACGGGGCCAAGAUUGUUGACCUCGAGAAAUGGAAGAUGGGGAAGGCGGUUUUACGCAAGAAAGACGGCACUUCCAUUUACCUAACUCGAGACAUUGCCGGCGCUAUUGAACGUUACGAGAAGUACAACUUCGACAAGAUGAUCUACGUCGUCUCAUCGCAACAAGACCUCCAUCUGUCCCAGUUCUUCAAAAUUCUGAAGUUGAUGGAGUUCCCGUGGGCAGACAAACUCGAACACGUCAACUAUGGCCUGGUGCAGGGGAUGAGUACGCGGAAGGGGACAGUUGUUUUCUUGGAUCAGAUCAUCAAGGAGGCGGCUCAAGUGAUGCACGAGCAGAUGCAGAAGAACGAAGAUAAGUACAAGGCCAUCGAGGAUCCGGAGAAUACGAGCCUGGAGAUCGGCAUCACUGGGGUGAAGAUUCAAGACAUGGCCGCGAAACGCAUAAACAACUAUACAUUCAACUGGGAUCGUAUGAAAUCUUUCGAGGGUGAUACUGGCCCAUAUCUCCAAUACGCGCACGUCCGACUCGCUUCCAUCGGGCGAAAUAAUCCGCACCUGUUCCCGCUCCCACCACCCGAACAGAUCGACACUUCACAUCUUGUUUCCUCUCCUCAUGCGCGUGAUAUCGUUUUCCUGCUCGGCACUUACCCCGAUGUUGUCAAAGUCGCGCUGAAGACGCACGAGCCGAGUGGUGUAGUGACUUUCGCGUUCAAGCUGAGCCAUGCGAUUUCGAGCGCAUGGGACACUGUAGGUGUGAAAAGCGAGAAGGACAUCGAGAUCGCUCGGGCGCGGAUGUGGAUGUACGAGUGCGCUAGACAUGUUUUGGCCGCUGCGAUGGAGCUAUUGAGCAUUCGACCGUUGGAAAAGAUGUAA